GCGCGGCCCCUUUAAAUUUACCCAGGAGCCCUUAAAGGAGCCCCAGGGGCCCCACAGCGGCGUCCCCACCCCGGCCGGCCCCUGCCCGCCGCCGCCGCCGCCGCUGCCCCGGGCCCCGCCAUGGAGCCCCCGCACCCCCGCCCCGACCCCGACUUUCUCCCGCACCCGGACCGCCCAGCCUCCCCGCCAGAACCGGGACCACGGGGGGGCCGUCGGAGCUCGGACCACUGCGAAGCACGAGCAUCGCGGCCGGGUCGGAGCCGUAUCCCGGGUCGGGAUCACCGUCGGUAUUACCACGAGCGUUGGCGAGCCGAAUACCUGAUGGAAUUCAACGCGGCGCGGCACGGGAUGCUCUGCAUGGUCUGCGGCAGCGCCCUCGCUACCCUCAAGCUCAGCACCAUCAAGCGUCACAUCCGGCAGAAACAUCCUUACUCCGGCGCCUGGGGACCCCGCGAGAAGCAGCUCGUCCUCCGAUCCUGGGACGCCCACCUGGGGCUCCACGCCCACCCCGACGGACCCCCCAACAGCGGCCGCGGGACAGGUUCCCCGUCCCCAUCCCGUCCCUGUCGUCGUGGUUGUCCCCCGUCCCCAAGGGGUGGCAAAGCUUCCCCUUCGGGGAUGUCGGUGACGAGGGGACGUCCGGGAGGUGACUCGUUGCGGGGGUGGCUUCGGGCCGAACUGCUGCUGGAUCUGGAGGCGGGGGGGAACCGUCUGCGGUGCCUCCUCUGCGCCCGCGCGUUGCCGUCGCUGCACCUCGGGGACAUCCGUCGCCACGCGCUGGCCGCCCACCCUGCCACCCUCCGCCUGGGACCCGCCGAGCGCGGGGCGCUCCUCCGCGCCUGCCGGGGAAGGGACGUUGGGGACGACGGCGGUGACAGCGGGAACGAGGGGGUUCUUAACGGGCUGUCCCCGCUCCCCCCAGCCCCGCAGCCCCCCAGCCCCGCCGAGGAGGAGGAGGAGGAGGAGGAAACAGCCGAGGCUGAAGCAGCGGCCGCAGGGGAAGAGGCGGCAGCGGGGGGCACGGGGGGGGCCCCCCCAGGGGGCUGUGGUCACCGCAGCCCCCCCCUCUUCUCCCGGAGCCCUGGAGCCCCCCCAGCCUGCACCGCCUGAGCCCCUGGGGGGGGACACGGGGGGGACACGGGGGGGGGACACCCACACCCCAGGAAGGGGG
Molecule: messenger RNA, 1171 nt
Organism: Grus americana (Whooping crane)
Lineage: Eukaryota; Metazoa; Chordata; Aves; Gruiformes; Gruidae
Gene: ZFTA
Product: zinc finger translocation associated
Exons: 4
Coding region: 121-1110 (329 amino acids)
Biological process (GO): negative regulation of DNA-templated transcription
Source: RefSeq, a predicted model, not a curated record